Messenger RNA from Clarias gariepinus (North African catfish), 2645 nucleotides. RefSeq names its product paired box 7b (gene pax7b). The transcript is spliced from 9 exons. Gene Ontology annotation, molecular function: RNA polymerase II cis-regulatory region sequence-specific DNA binding; DNA-binding transcription factor activity, RNA polymerase II-specific. Lineage: Eukaryota; Metazoa; Chordata; Actinopteri; Siluriformes; Clariidae. Gene Ontology annotation, biological process: anatomical structure development; regulation of transcription by RNA polymerase II. The record is from RefSeq and is a predicted model, not a curated record. Bases 326 to 1849 code for a protein of 507 amino acids.
AACCUUGUCGGACCUUUGCAGAAAAUACUGCGAAGAAAUUAAGAAACAUUUGUCUACUUAAAGAGAGUUAAGGAGUUGGUUCCCCUCCUUCCUCACCCGCGCACUCGACAUUUCGUUGGCAGUUGUGGUUUUUGCUCAUGUCCAUCUCCAAAAAACCAGGAGAAGUGUUAAUGCAUAGAAAUCAGUUUAAGAGUUUUUAAAAUCCAUUCAGCGUUUUGGUUGGAUAACAGUUUUUGUUUAUUUGGACCUCCAGGCUGCAAAACAGCAUUGAUCAUCGAGUGUGGACACUACGUUUUAAGUAUCGGCCUCCUAAAAUAUAACCAGAAUGUCGGCUUUACCGGGAUCAGUACCUCGGAUGAUGAGGCCAGCACCAGGACAGAACUAUCCUCGCACCGGCUUUCCCUUAGAAGUUUCCACACCCUUGGGUCAAGGGCGUGUGAAUCAGCUUGGCGGGGUUUUUAUUAACGGCAGGCCUUUGCCUAACCAUAUUCGACAUAAGAUCGUGGAAAUGGCGCAUCACGGAAUUCGGCCGUGCGUGAUAUCGCGCCAGCUACGGGUCUCCCACGGCUGCGUGUCCAAAAUCUUGUGCAGGUAUCAGGAGACUGGAUCCAUCCGCCCUGGAGCUAUAGGGGGAAGUAAACCCAGGCAGGUGGCAACGCCGGACGUAGAGAAAAGGAUAGAGGAGUACAAACGCGAAAAUCCCGGCAUGUUCAGUUGGGAAAUACGCGACAAACUGCUGAAGGACGGGGUGUGUGACAGAAGCACAGUUCCUUCAGGUGAGGCAUCACCUGUGAGCUCGAUAAGCCGAGUGCUGCGCGCCCGAUUUGGCAGAAAAGAAGACGAAGAGGAUUGUGAUAAAAAAGAUGAAAGUGGAGAGAAGAAAACUAAACACAGCAUUGAUGGCAUACUGGGUGAUAAAGGGAGUCGUGUAGAUGAUGGCUCAGAUGUGGACUCAGAGCCAGACCUGCCGCUGAAAAGAAAGCAGCGACGCAGUAGAACCACGUUCACUGCUGAACAGCUGGAGGAGCUGGAGAAGGCCUUCGAAAGGACGCACUACCCCGACAUAUACACCCGAGAGGAACUGGCUCAAAGGACUAAACUCACAGAAGCUCGAGUACAGGUGUGGUUUAGCAAUAGACGAGCCAGAUGGCGCAAACAGGCCGGAGCCAAUCAGCUUGCAGCAUUCAACCACCUGUUACCAGGAGGCUUUCCAGCAACAGGCAUGCCCACUCUGCCCACAUACCAACUCCCUGAGCCCAGUUACUCUGCCACCACACUAUCACAGGAUGGCAGUAGCACAGUGCACCGGCCGCAGCCUCUGCCCCCCUCCACCAUGCAUCAAGGCAGCCUAUCCAGUGACAGCAGCUCCGCCUAUGGCCUCUCGUCCAAUCGACACAGCUUUUCCAGUUACACUGAUACUUUUAUGAGCCAGUCAGCAUCCAGCAACCCCAUGAACCCCGUCAACAAUGGCCUCUCUCCACAGGUUAUGAGCAUCCUGAGCAACCCAAGUGCCAUGGCUCCUCAGUCGCAGCACGACUUCUCCAUCUCGCCCUUGCACGGCGGGCUCGAGGCUUCCAAUCCGAUCUCAGGAAGCUGCAGUCAGCGCUCUGAGCCCAUCAAGACAGCAGAAAGCCUGGCUUCAUCUCAAUCCUACUGCCCACCAACCUACAGCUCCACCAGCUACAGUGUGGACCCCGUCACAGCUGGCUACCAGUAUAGCCAGUAUGGCCAGACUGCUGUAGACUACCUGGCUAAGAAUGUCAGCUUGUCCACCCAAAGGAGGAUGAAGCUCGGGGAGCACUCAGCCGUCUUGGGACUGCUUCAAGUAGAGACGGGCCAAGCUUAUUGACAACCUCGUCCUCUGGAGCGUCGCUUCUCUCUUUCACCAGCAUCCCUCCAUCCGCUGAGCUGCGCAAGAGAAAGGAGAAUUAGAGAAAUUCAUAGACAGCCUUAGAUUCAUAACCUAUGGCUGAGUGAAUGCAUAAGCCAUUUAAUAAACAGACACUCUAGUGCCGCUUCUCAUCUCUCUCCUUCUCCAAUCCAGUUUUUGUCCCCAAGUGAUCAUUUCCAUGAAGAGACUUUUUCACAAUUUUGGAGGAGAAAGCAAGCAUUUCAGCAGUCAAUGUUAACACACCUGGAUAUGGUUUGGACCAUGUUAAUGUUUAACAGGACUUAAAAUGAUGGUAUUACAUUUAUAUUUGAUAAAAUGAUUGUGGUUGUUUCUAUUACUGUUACAGUUAUUAUUAUUGUUAGAAACAUUUUGUUUACAUUAUUUUUUUUGGUUUCUCAGCAAGUUUCUAACACACCCAUAAACAGAGAGGCUGUUGCCCAGAGUGCAGGUUAUUUGUCCUUUUAGUCUAAGUUUAACAUUCAGGCAGAUCUGGACCUGUCAGUGGGGUAUCUGGCUCAGCUGUGUCUUCUGGAAGGGUCUGGCAAAUAAAGACUCCAACAAGAGUUUCAAUCCUUGCCCCUUUGUUCCCACAUGGAUUAUCCACUGGGAAAAGCCAAAACAGUUAGAAAUUAAAACCUAAAGUAGCCCCUUGUCCUACACCAUAGGUAAGUUUUAGAGUGAAACAUUUUAGCAGCAUUAUCUGUACUAUUUGUUUUCAAUUGAGUAAAAUAACAUUGCAUUCCUGAAGCAUUAA